UCUCCCGCUUGCUUGUUUAGUUCUUUGUCCUGAGGACCUGAGUUACAUUCAUUUUGUUGCCGGCGACUGAGAGAGAACAGAGUAGGAGCAAGGAAGGAGGAGACUAAGGUUAAUUCUCUCACCAGUCGCAGACUCUGAUAAGCAGAUCGCGCGCUCCGCCGCCGUCGCCACCAGCUUCAUGCCUUCUGAGUAAAUCAGCGCCGGAACUUCUGAUUCCGAGGCGUCCGCAGCUGGAGCCGCCGCGCGCAGUGUAGUCUUAUAGUGUAGGGACGGCGGCAUUGGAUGCUGCAGCACAGAUUAAUGUGCAGAAGAGGAAGACGAGGACUAAGGCCGUAUUUACCUUGAAUUUUGAAACUGAGCAAGAUAUCGUACCCAACACGAUGUUACAAUGGAUGGGUGGAUCAAGGCGGAAAGUGACAACAAAGCAUUCGUCUUUUAUGUGGUGUACAUGUGGCAUGUAAUCAUGCUGGGAUGGGAAAAUUGCAGUCAAGAAAGUCAACUGAUAAAAGGCAAAAGCAGUAUUUUGAGCAAAGGAAACGACAGCAGCAGCAGCCAGCUGGUUUAGAGAGUUAUGCUGAUGGAAAGCGCUUGUGCACUCUACAUUCUGAUAAUAAUAGAUCUCUUGAUAUUCUUAGUCUGGUAAAUGCAUCAAUUGUAUCUCAGGAUCACAGGACCAGCUGGAUCAAUGCAAUGGAUAAUUCAGGGGAUGCUGAUUUUACUUUGAACCAUCAAUGUGCACACCCGCCUCCAGCUAUUCUCGCCAGUGGAGGAAUGCCUGUGGAUCAAUCUGAAAUAAAUGAAGAAACAGGUACUCCUUGGAAUUAUGGCACAGAGGCUGAAAAUUCAAAGAAGGUUUCGAUCCAUUUACCUGACCACAAUGAAGUUUUAGUUGGAAAUAACAAGAAAGUUGAUCCUUUCAAGCUGUCCACCACCAAUCAGAUAUCUGUCAUUGAUUUGCUUGGUGAUGGUGGAGGAAACAGUAAUGAAGAAGAAGAUUCAACACAUGCUCGGGAAGCUCAUGUUGCAUUUUCUAUUGAAGAUAUAGGGAAAGUGGGAACUGAAACUCCAGUUCACUCCCCGAAGAUAGCUGGCAGAUCCUUCCCAAAUGGUUUCUCUUCUCCAGAAAAAGGAAGGAGACAAUCCAUCUCGUCCAGACACUUUGAUUAUGGUUUUCAUGACCUGGAGUCCCCAGUGGUUGUUAUGAUGCAGGAUAUUGAUUUUUCACCAUAUGACAAUUCAAAAGAAAAGCCUUCCUGCUCAAGGAGCAUGAGGAACAUAGUUGAAUAUCCAAACCAGACGUUCUUAAAUUUCGGAAAGUCCUCUCCUUUCAACUGCAAUGUUAGUAAAUUGCAGGGUGUUUCUGGCACUGAUGAACUCAUCUACAACAUCCAAGACAGCGGCAGAAACAUUUGGAAUAAUGGUCCUAGCUUCUUUGACGACAGUACUGAUCACCUGGGACAGUAUGAAUCAUUUUGCAAGAACUGGGUUGAUCAAAGAAAUUUUAGUUAUGAUGAUUAUAGCCAUAAUAAAGACCUCUGGAAUCAGGACAGCAAUUUCGAAGCAUGGAAUGUGCAGAAGCAAAGGUCCUGCAUCCAAAGAACCGAAAAUUUCGAUAAGAGAGAGUCACCCUUUCCUUAUCGAAAGCAUCAGAACACAGAGGACCUUCCUGAUGUCAUAAUUUCAGAAACAAUGUGGUAUGCUGCUGUUGAAAUAGAUAAUGGUGUUAAAGAUGCUGUUGACCACUUUGUAACAGAAGAUGCUAGAGACAGCCUGAGUCUGCUGAGUGAAGAAUCAUGCUCUUCCACUGCAGUGAGGGGCGAUGCGGCCAAAAAUUCCUGAAACAGAGCUUCAGAAAGACUCAGUGUAGUAGACUUUAUUUUUCUACCUCUUGCUCAUCAUUGUUAGGUAGGUAAAAUGCCAACAGCUAUCUGCAUUUAUGGUGUUGGCAUUCUUUUCAGGUGUAAGCAGACUUGAAAUUGACUUCUGCGGAAACGGGCUGUGUAAGGUAGAUUUCUCACAUGUUCUUUCAGAACUCUCUUGGUGGCAUUAAACAAUAUUGAGUGACAUGAUGCAAAAAUCAUU
Sesamum indicum (sesame) is the source of this 2082-nucleotide messenger RNA. RefSeq lists its product as uncharacterized. The record is from RefSeq and is a predicted model, not a curated record. Lineage: Eukaryota; Viridiplantae; Streptophyta; Magnoliopsida; Lamiales; Pedaliaceae.